Messenger RNA from Ilex paraguariensis (yerba mate), 8169 nucleotides. The record is from the annotation of a GenBank genome assembly. NCBI's taxonomy places the organism in Eukaryota, Viridiplantae, Streptophyta, Magnoliopsida, Aquifoliales, Aquifoliaceae.
AAAAAUUAGUUUAAUUUGACACCAACUCUAUUCGACACCUCACUGACUCUCUCUCUCUCUCUCUCUCUCUCAAAACCCUCAAGAUUCUAAGCUUCCAAUUCUCAGAAACCCCAAGAAAGGUACGCUUUCUUUUGCUCUCUUUGUAAACUUCAAUUGAGUGGUUUUAUUUUCUUGGUGCUUGAUUUUUCCCCCAAAUUUCUUGAUUUAUGUGGAUGUGUACUUUUUGGUUAUUUGGGUUUUAGGCAAAUCUAGGUAUAUGGGUGUAAAAGGUAAAAUUUCUUCUGAUAAAGUUGAGAUUUUUACUCAGUUACUGUGGGCAUGGAAGAGCUCGAUGAUGUGGUAACAAGCACUAGUGUUUCAGAGUCUACGGUGAGUGUUACUGUGCAUAAAGAAGAUAAAACCCUAAUGGAAGAUUCGGGUUGUGAGGGUCAGAUUGAGAGGCCUUUAGGUGGGGGAGAUGGAGGGGAAAUAAUGGUAGAGGUGGUGGGUUCUGAUGUGUUUGUUGAUGGUGUUGGUGGUCCUGGUGAUGAUGGGGAUUUUGGCGGCAAAGUGGGAGAUGAUGGGUUAGAGAAAAAGGAGUUGGAGAGAGAAGUAGGAGGUUUUGAUGGUGGGGAUAGUGGAAUUGGUAAUUUGGUGCCCCAGAAAGCUGGGGAUUCGGGUGGUCAAGUGUGGGAUGGUAGACCUGAAAUUGGAAGUGGCGGAUUGCAGGAGAUUCCAGGGUUGUCAGGUGAACAGGCCCAUGAUGUUGAUUCAGAGGAAGUUGGGGUGGUUGCGGUAUUAUCGAGUGGACAAACCCAACUUGCUGUUGAAGAGAAAACCAUGGACAGGGUAAGCGAGGAUUCAAUGCUGGGGGGACAUGCAAGCGGACAAACCCAGGCAGUUGUGGAGAAAGCUACUGUGAUGUUCGAAGAAGAGGAUAUGAAUUGCAAAGACCAAGUGGGGGGAGAUGAUGUCAUGGAGGCGAUUUUACCUUCUUCAGAAAAUGAUCAAAGUUCAGAGGUUGCUAGGGGUCAUGUGGGGACUGACAAAGACGGUACUGUACAUGCAGAUGCUGGAUUUUUGGAUCAGCAAACUAUUGGUGCUGUUGAGGGGGAAAGUGGUGAAAUGAAUGGAGAAGGGAUUUCUGAUUCAACAGUAGAAGUUCAGAAACCUAAUUAUGUACCUGAUCAAACCAUGUCGUGUUCUGUAGAGGAUCAGCAGAUGAAGGAGGAAACAGCUGGUAAGAAAACUGUAAAUCAUGGUAACUUGGAUGUGGAUUCACAAUUGUCCCCUGAUGUUGCUGUAUGCGGAGAACCAGAUCCUUCUAAUGUACAAUCCCUAAUAAGUAAUGACAAUGAACUCAGUGCAACAGAUAGUAAGACCUCAAGUUCUAAACAGGAUGUUUCCACUACUGAUGACAAGGGUGGGUUUGCAUCUUGUUCAACAGAUUUGCCGAAGGUGAAUUUUGUGACAACAUGUGAAAGUGCUGGAAAGGAUGCUGUUGUUCUUGAAGCUCCAGAAUCCCCACAUCAAAAAGUUUGUGUUGCUGGAAGAGGGGAAGAUGGUGCUGUACAUGCAGUUGAUGGGUUUUUGGAUCAGCAAACCAUUGGUGCUGUUGAGGGGGAAGGUGGGGUAAUGCAUGGAGAAGUGAUUUCUGAUUCAACAGUAGAAGUUCUGAAACCUGAUCAAACCAUGCUGUGUUCUGUAGAGGAUCAGCAGAUGAAGGAUGAAAUGGCUGGUGAGAAAACUGUAAAUCAUGGUAACUUGGAUGUGGAUUCACAACUGUCCCCUGAUGUUACUGUAUGCGGAGAACCAGAUCCUUCUAAUGUACAAUCCCUAAAAAGUAAUGACAUUGAACUCAGAGGGACAGAUAGUAAGACCUCAAGUUCUAAACUGGAUGUUUCCACUACUGAUGACAUGGGUGGGAUUUUAUCUUGUUCGUCAGAUUUGCCAAAGGUGGAGUUUGUUACAACAUGUGAAAGUGCUCGAAAGGAUGUUGUUGUACUUGAAGCUCCAGAAUCCUCACAUCAAAAAGUUUGUGUUGCUGGAAGAGGGGAAGAUGUUGGAAUGGACAUCGAGGAGGUAGUUGAGUUCAGAGAUGAAGCACCAGGGCUUGAUGCUUUGGAUGGAAAUUUAAGUUGUUCAGCGAAAGAUCAACAUUUGAUGGUGGAAGAGUCUGAUGGGAGAUCUGAAAAUGAUGUGGCACAUGGACGUUUCGAAUUUUCUGGUAAAUUGACCAGAACUGUUGAUACUGGUGUCAUUGCAGCUAUGGACAAAGGGGUUGUCUCCAAGUUUGAAGUAGAAACUGAAAUGAAGGAUGGUCAGGCUAUAUUUGAUAAGCUUGAUUCUUUGAAUGGGGAUUUACAUAUCGCAGAAGAUGAGAGCUUUGUACAACUAGAUUCAGGAACAUCCGUGAUGGUUGCUGAAGGGGAGACACCAGCGAUAGUUGAGAAGAAUGUCUCAAACUCCAAAAUGGAAUUUCCAGAUGGGGAUACGUGUUUGCAGAGAGAGGAGAAGUUAAAUCCAUUGACAUUGGGUGGAAGCACAGAAAAGGUUGAGGUUGCACAGGCAAAUGCAUCAUCAGCAAGUGAACAGACUGCAGGUGGGAUUCAAGUGAAAUUUUCAGCAAUUGAGUGCCAGGAGAUUAGCGGAGCUCCAGCAUCUGACGCUGUGGAUGACAAUAUUUCUCUUUCUGGAAAAGAAAAAGAUGUUGACACAGUGGAUGGGUACAAAAAAGAUGAUAUAGUUGGGAAAGAUAUUCCUCUAGGCACUGAAGUUGGGGGUCCUGGUCCUUCGAUUUUAGGAAUAAAUUCAGAUAGUCUUCAAGAAAAUAUAUACAUUCAAGAUGAGAAACAGGAGGCAGUUGCCCAGCUAGCUGAAACACAUAUUCAUGAAGUAGAUCAGGAUCAGAUAAUGGACUCACUAGUUAUUGGUGAGAUUUCGAAUCAAGAGACUUACAGAGCGAUACUUUCCGACACAGUUGGUGAGGCUGCUGCUGGAUCUCAAGCUGCACCUAACUUUGUUUCUUUUGAAGGUGAAGGUGACCCUGUCUCUGCCUCUGUUUCUGACUUUUCCAUUCCCGUGCCAGAUGGAAUUCAAACUUCAGAAGUUUAUGAAGGAAGUGCCAAAACAUCUCACUUAGAUGGGGAUCAAGGCACAGACACUCAUGUUUCUGACAUGGUAACUUCUCAUGAGUUGGUGAGUAAGACCAUUGAAGCAAAAGUUGAAUCCUACAAGACAGAUGACAAUCAUAUGAUGCACCAUCAAGAUUCUGAAGAAAAGGUUUCAAAUGCAGGUCAGGAAGAAGUAGAUAAACAGUAUCCUGAUGGCGAGGAGGUUGAUUCGCAUAGAGAGCAAACAAUAGAAAUUGAAGAACAUACUAAUGAAACUGACCAGUCAAAUGAAUUGAAACUGACAACUUUGGAGCCUGGAAUAUCUGUAAGAGAGCAUCAAUUUAAUUAUCUGCUGCCACCAGAAAAUGAAGGUGAAUUUUCUGUAUCUGAUUUAGUCUGGGGUAAAGUCAGGAGCCAUCCCUGGUGGCCUGGACAGAUCUUUGAUCCAGUAGAAGCAUCAGAGAAGGCCAUCAAAUAUCAAAAAAAGGACUGUUUUUUGGUAGCAUAUUUCGGGGAUCGAACUUUUGCCUGGAAUGAUGCAACUCUCCUGAAGCCAUUUCGGUCACAUUUCUCCCAGAUAGAGAAGCAGAGUAGUUCAGAAGCAUUUCACAACGCAGUUAGCUGCGCUUUGGAAGAAGUUUCUAGACGGGUAGAGUUGGGGCUGGCUUGCUCUUGCAUACCACGAGAUGCUAAUGAUAAGAUUGAAUCUCAGAUAGUUGAGAACACUGGGAUCCGUCAAGAAUCAUGUAGAAGAUCUGGUGUGGACAAAUCGACUGGAGUGAGUUUCUUCGAACCAGAUAAAUUGGUGGAGUAUACAAGAGCUUUAGCACAGUCCCCUUUUGGUGGGGUUGAUCAGCUAGAGCUUGUGAUUGCUAAGGCUCAGUUGUCAGCCUUUUGUCAUUUUAAAGGUUAUCAUCAGCUGUCUGAAUACCAGUUUUGUGCAGGGUUGGUGGAAAGUGAUGCCGAUGCUCCACAGUUGCGUGAAGUUGUUGAGCAUGCUAUUUCUGUUUUUGAGGAAGGUGAACAAAUUCUCUCCAGCAAGGGGAAGCUGGAAAGCGAAAAUGAAUCUUCCCAUAAACAUGAACACGAUUUGAAAGAUGAUAUUUACCCCAGGAAGAAAGAGAGAAGCUUGUCAGAACUAAUGGGUGAUAUGACAUAUUCUCUGGAUGGUGAAGAUGGCCCUGAUGGAAAACUUACGAGUAACUUGGUUUCACCUUCUGGCAGAAAAAGGAAGGCUGUUGAUUCCGUUAGUGAUGGAUCAGAUAAAAGAGUAAGUAUUCAUGCUGCAAAAGUGUCGACUGCUUCAUCUCCAGUACCUAAGCCAUCCUUUAAGGUAGGUGAAUGCAUCCGUAGAGUAGCAAGUCAAUUGACUGGGUCACCGUCAAUUCUUAAGUCUAACAGUGACCAACCGGGGGUUGAUGUUUCACCGCAGACCCCUGAGAACUUCCAAAGAGCAAUCAUUUCAGCAGAGUGCUCAUCUCUUGAUGAGAUGCUAUCACAACUUCAAUUGUCGGCACGGGAUCCCAUGAAAGGAUACAGUUUCUUGACUACCAUUAUUACUUUCUUCUCAGGUUUUAGAAAUUCAGUUGUUUUGAGACAACAGUAUUCUGAAAGGAAGAAUUCAUCAACAGGAAGACCAGGCAGUGGAAGGAAGAGAAAGACCUCCCAGGCUGUUGGUGGGUCUCCUGAAGAAUUUGACUUUGAUGAUGUGAAUGACUCUUAUUGGACAGACAGGAUCAUCCAAAACCAUUCAGAUGAGCAACUUUUGCACAACGGCGACAAUGAACGAGGAGAACAUCAGCUAGUAGCUUUUGAGCCAGAUAAGUCCCUGAAAUCAGGGCGUCGGCCACACUCUAGAAAGCGAUAUUCCACUGCAAAUGAUGAAAUGGCAGCAGAGGAACCAACUGAGGAUAUUGAUGAGAAGAAGCGAGCUUUGUCGCCUGCCGAACUUAUAAUGAACUUUGCUGAGGGAAAUCCCGCUCCAUCAUUAAUGAACCUGAAUAAAACCUUCAGACGAUUUGGGCCGUUGAUGGAAUCUGAAACUGAAGUUGAUAGGGAGACUGGACGUGCCAGAGUGGUCUUUAAGAGGGGUUCUGAUGCAGAAGUUGCUUUCAGUAGUGCUGGAAAGUUCAGCAUUUUUGGGCCAGUGCUUGUUAAUUACCAGCUCAGCUAUUCUCCAUCAAUCGCAUAUAAACCUUUGCCCCUUGCAAUAUCAGAAGGCCAGGAAGAUGCAACUUGAUGUCUCUUAUCUGGAAAUCAUUCUGUUUUCAUAGUUUCACUUGAGAGGGCCAGAUGGAAUGGUGAACUAUGAAGUCAUGGCAACAUGCUUAUUGGAACGGGCUGCUGAAAGGAGAAGGUAACCAGACUCUUGCUAAGGCCAAUUUGUUCAGUUCUCUUUACCGUUUUGUGUUUAUGCAAGAUGCAUGUUGUCACACUUCCUUUACUCCAAAAUCUCACAUGUUUCUCUUAGUGGAUGUUUCCACUUUUAACUGGCCAUGCGUUAAUUUCUAUCCUUGACGAUAGUGAAUUCCUGAUCAAUUGUGGAAUCAUUAUACCUAUUUUUCACUUGUAAAUGUUCAAUUAUGAAUAUUGCUCUGUGCGUUAAAACCAUCAUUAAUGAUUAUGCUUCUAGAGUUCAGCUAAGAAUCUAAAGCAUCGUUUGAACUUCUGCGUGGCAUUAAAUUAAUGCUUGUGGGGUUUGUUCUAAAUCUUUCCGUGUGAUAUAUAUUUAAUCCCUUCAGAUGACAAAAUUAAUAUACAAAGCUAUAUAAAUCAUAUGUUCUCUCUAGUCCUGCAUGGUAAGUCUCGUUUACAUUUUAUUGCUUCAACUAUUUACACCCAUACAAAGAAAUAUGUUGAAAGAUACAGUUUAGAAAAUUGACUGUUAAUUGGAUGUUUGCAGGAAGUUGAGCUUGAUGAUCCAUGAAUUAAUAGUCUUCUGUAGAAAAUGUCUAUCGUUAAUUUCCAUCCAAUAGAAUGGAGAAUAAUGGAUGUUAGAAGUAUCCAUUUGAGGAAGUUGUUUCUGUAAUCCAAGAUUUGUAGCAACAACGACCAGAUGACCCGUGAAUUAAGAGUCUUGUGUAGGAGAAAUUUGAAGCGUUGAUUUACAUAGAAUGACACUCUGGUUUUUAUUCUGGUAUAUGGUCUAGGUGUCCCUCAAUUAUAUCGUCAUUUAUUCACAUCUCCCUAGAAUGGUCCUCUGGGUUUUAUCUUGGUAUAUGGUGGAAGUGUGCCUGGACUAUUUGUAAUCUCUUGGGAUAUCGAAUUAUCAAUGAGAAUGAGGUAACAAGUAUGAUAGAUUUUUUAAUUAUAUGCAAGUUUUGUUGGUUAGGUCUUGAUUCCUCCUUUUAAUGCCUUCAGCUGGAGCAUGUGGAGAGAUUCGAUGACAAAUAACAAUGUGAUUUCAUUUGUGCUGCUUAGUACCUCCUGCUUGGCCAGGCCUAGGUGGUCUUACAAGUAGCUAAGCAAGCUAUAUCCCUUGACCUCAGCAAGUUACUUUCCCGGCUAUUACGGAAUGCCUUAGCGACUCCUUUUGAGGGUUCAUUUGGAUUGAUUAUUUUGCCAGCAGUUUCACUUAGGCAGGGGAUUUGGGAACUUAAUUUCAAAUUUAUUGCCUGUUUAAACACAGGAUUUUCAAAUCCCUUUUUAAGGUAUUCAAAGAGGCAGUGGUCCUAAAUAUUAAUUUUCCAGUACUACAACCAACAUCAAUGUCCCAUCCUACCCUUCACUGCAUUAACACCAUGUCUUUGCCAAUGCUGGCAGCACUACUGCUUCUUCCACCAUUUCAUCACCACCACUCCCACCACCGCCACCAGCAGACCAUCACCGGCACUGUCAUCACCACAGCUACCAUGCACAAUCAUUAUGACCACCUUUGCCACCACCAUGCCUCUGCAACCAUGAGUAUUACAUCCAUCACCACUAAAGCCAUGUCCAACACUAUUUAUCGACUAGCAGCAACAUUAUUAUGAUCAGCACCGAUACCUCUGCCACUAUGUCAGUGCCAACGUCGACAAUUAUGCUACCAUUGCCACCACCAAUACUAUCAUCUAUUGUUGUGACUGUCGCUCAUAUGCUGCCACCACACCACCACUACUAUUGUUGCUACCACAAACACCUUUUGCCAUUCCACCCACCUCAACGUACAUAUUGUUACCUCUAAUCAUGCCCCGCCAUUCCCACCACACUACUACACUCUUAGGUGUCAUCAUUACUCCCUGCCAUUAAGAUAUCUUUUUAGGAUUGUUGUUGCCGUGCGUCAUCGUCAUUAUUAUUUGUAGGAUCUUCGGAAUUUUUGAACCAAUCAUAUUCUUAUACUUCUAGCUUUCAUGGGAGAAUGAUAUUGUCACUUUUCAUGAAUCUGAUAGGCAGUAUCGAGUGGGCUGAUCAAUAGUUCACUACUCUCCACCACUCCAUGUGGCUACUGACACAUUUGAUUGUUGGCCCUCUCGAUCUCUAUAUGCAAUGUGGUUAUAGGCCAUCUAUGUUUGGGGAGAGCACAUUAGUCUUUUAAUUGUUUAAUAAAAAAUGCUAGAGAAAUAUUUUUAUGGCCGCACUCGACAUAAAUGGCUACGGUUAGCACAUGCAUUUUUAUCUGCUUUGAGGCUCUUUGAACCGUUUUUUAGCUUAAAUUAGUUAAUUGAGGGUUGUUAGGUACAGCUUAAGAGCACAAGUUGAGUAGAUUAUAAUCCCAUAUGCCUGUAACUUAUAGGCAACCCAGGUGAUGCUUACUUCCAUCAAACUCAUUUCAUCUGAAGCUACUUAAAUAACACCUUCCAUGUCCUUAUGCAUAUUUAAUUGGAUGUUUGAUGUUUUGAUAUGUGUAUAAAUUGUGCCCAAGUAUCAAUGUAGUUUUAGAAAAUUUAUUCAUGGAGUUCUUUUCAAAGAGAACUUUUUUCCAUACCAUUCAUGGGAUUGAAAAGUGAGUGUCCCUUAUCUCUUCUCUUAUUUUUCUUUUGCUAUUAGCUUUUAAAACUAUCAAUAGAUUGGAUAUAUUAAUGGCUGGAUUUAUAUUGGAUUUGCUGAUUGAAUGGAAAUGGUACUGGGAUGAAAUUGGUGAAUAUCUUUUUUUUUUUUU